Molecule: messenger RNA, 1866 nt
Organism: Didymodactylos carnosus
Lineage: Eukaryota; Metazoa; Rotifera; Eurotatoria; Philodinida; Philodinidae
Source: the annotation of a GenBank genome assembly
AUGGCUUCUGUUUACGAGCAAUGGUUGAAUAACAGGAAGAUGAAAUGGAAACAAGCGCAUGAACAUUUGUUAUCGGUUGAUAAAAAUGGUAUAAAUAUAAAUAAAAAUCAACUAAAAGAUGUUUUAAUUCAGUUGAAAGAUACAGAAUUAGGCAAAAAACAUAAAUUAAAUGAAUUAUUAGAACAAGCGAAAGAUGAUAUUGAUAAACUGGUAGAUCUAUUCACUGUUCAAAUACCUGUUUCGAGUUACGACGAUAUUAAAGAUUAUGUGCAACGAUCGAUAGACGGUGAAGUGAAUUUAUUAGUUCCCAAAGGAGCUAUUGCUGCGUAUUCUGUAUCUUCGGGCACAACAGGAUUUUCAAAGCAUUUUCCAUUUAAUAUCAAUGCUCUACCGUCAUUUAUGAUUCAUGUAGCUGAUCAACAGUACUUAUUAAGUGAAAAAUUUCCAUCCCUAUUCGAGGAAAAAGCAAAAAGAUUAUUAUUAUAUGCUAAAGCCGGAACAAGAAGCCAGUCGACAGAUGGCAUCUACAUAGGUCCAGGAUCAAUGUUUUAUUAUAGGAAUACUGUUGCUCAUGCAACAUAUUUAAAACAGUUAAAUGAGAAGUCUCAUUCAGAAGUUCUUAAUGGUGAUUAUCCUCCAAUAUGGCGUUUCGCUUCACCACCAGACGCCUACGAAGUAUUAGAUAGAGGACAUUUAGAACCCUAUUAUAUUCAAAUAUUAUUCGCUUUGAAAGAACGAGAUAAUGUUCGUUCAAUCGGUGCUGUGUUUGUCUCAAACCUGUUGCAAUUAUUCGAUGUCAUUCAGUUAAAUUGGCGUCAAAUGGUUCAUGAUCUUAAAACAGCAAAACCUGCAGACGAUUCACCCAUUUGGUCUAAUAUAUCACCGGCACUUAGACAAACUUUAAUUGAGAAAUUACAACCACCUGAACCAAAAUUAGCGGACGAUAUUCAAGAGAUAAUGAGUGAUGUCCAGCCAGGAUGGGGUAAACGAUUAUUUCGCGAAUUAAUUAUGACACAGUCUGGUUCUGGCGGUACAUUGAUGCACUAUUAUGAGAAAUUAUCAGAAAUACUUGGUAGCGAUGUUCAUUUUUGCGGUGAUCUGUUUUAUAUUUCAUCCGAAGGUGCACUCGGUACCAAUGCUGAUCAUAUAUCUUUAAACAAAUUUGUGAAUGCUGUGAAAUUUUGUUACAGUGAACUUAUAGCAGAAGACCAAUGGGAUCAAACUAAUCCUCGAUGCUCUCCUAUUGAGCAAGCCGAAAUAGGUAAAUUAUAUGAAUUAGUUAUAACAAAUUUGAAUGGUUUAUAUCGCUACCGAAUGACUGAUGUUAUCAAAAUAGUUGAGUAUGAAACUGGCCAAUUGCCUCGAUUUGAACUAUAUUUUCGUCGUGCAACAAUAUUAAAUCAUUUUACUGAAAAAGUAACUGAGCAGGAGGUUCUUGAUGCUGUACAACGUGGAAUUAAAGAACUGAAUCGACAAACCAAAACGAAUUUUAUUCUGGUUGAUUUUUGUGCAACAUCAUCUCAUGAUAAUAAUCUAUUUUAUCAUACAUUAUUCAUAGAACUAAAAUCGUUAACAAAUAAUAACGAUAGAUUAGAUGAAAUAUUAUUUUCAACACUAAUCGAAACGUAUUUAGUAGAAAAUAAUAUGUAUUAUGGAAUAUAUCGUCAAUCAGCUAAAUUGCAACCAAUACAAAUACGUAUAUGUAAAACCGGAGCAUUUUUAAAAUUGAAAAGCGCUCAAAUGUUGUUGGGUGCUCAUAGUGAACAAGUAAAAAUACCACGUGCUAUUCCAAAAGUUUUACCAAUGCUAUUAGCGAUUAUGACGGAAAAUUCAACAGAAAUUGAUAUCAUGAAAAACACUGACUGA